Pongo pygmaeus (Bornean orangutan) is the source of this 969-nucleotide messenger RNA. Its product is annotated as olfactory receptor 7A10-like. The record is from RefSeq and is a predicted model, not a curated record. Gene Ontology annotation, cellular component: membrane. Gene Ontology annotation, molecular function: olfactory receptor activity; G protein-coupled receptor activity. The transcript has a single exon. The coding region runs from base 1 to 969 and encodes 322 amino acids. Lineage: Eukaryota; Metazoa; Chordata; Mammalia; Primates; Hominidae. Gene Ontology annotation, biological process: G protein-coupled receptor signaling pathway.
AUGAAACCAAGCUAUAAUACCCAAAUGUCAGAAUUUCUUCUUCUGGGGCUUUCAGAGGAACCAGAAUUGCAGCCCUUUCUCUAUGGGCUGUUCCUGUACAUGUACCUGGUCACCGUGCUCGGGAACGUGCUCAUCAUCUUGGCCACAAUCUCAGACUCCCACCUCCACACCCCCAUGUACUUCUUCUUCUCCAACCUGUCCUUUGCUGACAUCUGUUUUGUGUCUAGCACUCUACCAAAGAUGCUGGUGAAUAUCCAGACACACAGCAAAGUCAUCACCUAUGCAGGCUGCAUCACCCAGAUGUGCUUUUUCGUAUUCUUUGCAGGAUUGGACAUCUUUCUCCUGACUGUGAUGGCCUAUGACCGGUUUGUGGCCAUCUGUCACCCCCUGCACUACACGGUCAUCAUGAGCCCCAGGCUCUGUGGACUGCUGGUUCUGGCAUCCUGGAUCAUGAGUGCCCUGAAUUCCUUGCUACAAAGCUUAAUAGUACUGUGGCUUUCCUUCUGCACAGAUUUGGAAAUCCCCCACUUUUUCUGUGAACUUAAUCAGGUCACCCACCUUGCCUGUUCUGACACCUUUCUUAACGACAUGGUGAUGUAUUUCUCAUCUGCGCUGCUGGGUGGUGCUCCCCUCACUGGGAUCCUUUACUCUUACUCUAAGAUUGUUUCCUCCAUACGUGCAAUCUCAUCAGCUCAGGGGAAGUACAAGGCAUUUUCCACCUAUGCGUCUCACCUCUCAGUUGUCUCCUUAUUUUAUGGUACACUCCUAGGGGUGUACCUUAGUUCUGCUGCAACCCACAACUCAUACUCAAGUGCUGCAGCCUCGGUGAUGUACACUGUGGUCACCCCCAUGCUCAACCCCUUCAUCUACAGCCUGAGGAAUAAAGACAUAAAGGGGGUUCUGGGAAGAUUCCUCGGGAGGAAAACUACAAAAGGAUCAAUUUUCCUUGGGCUAAAGAAGUGCCCAUGA